Hemiscyllium ocellatum (epaulette shark) is the source of this 1832-nucleotide messenger RNA. RefSeq names its product inositol monophosphatase 2 (gene impa2). Gene Ontology annotation, molecular function: inositol monophosphate 1-phosphatase activity. The transcript has 8 exons. Gene Ontology annotation, biological process: signal transduction; inositol metabolic process; phosphatidylinositol phosphate biosynthetic process. The record is from RefSeq and is a predicted model, not a curated record. Lineage: Eukaryota; Metazoa; Chordata; Chondrichthyes; Orectolobiformes; Hemiscylliidae. The coding region runs from base 60 to 944 and encodes 294 amino acids.
UCUGUAGAGAGAGAGAGAGGGGAGGGGGGUUCGCUGUUCUGCAAGCAAAGGGGAAGGCAAUGGCCGGCUCGGGGGAGAGAAGCAGAGAGGAGCUGCUGGAAGACUAUCUGAAGGCAGCGGUACAGGUGGCUCUGGAAGCCGGCCAGAUAAUUAGGGAAGCAUUAACAAGUGAAAAGCGAGUGCAGACCAAGUCCUCAGCAGCAGAUCUCGUAACUGAAACAGACCAGCUUGUUGAAAAUCUAAUCAUCUCGACGCUAAGCAACAAGUUUCCUUCACACAGAUUUAUUGGCGAAGAAUCCGUUGCUGCUGGUGAAAAGUGCAUUCUGACUGAUGACCCCACUUGGAUUAUAGACCCCAUCGAUGGAACAUGUAACUUUGUACAUGGAACACCGGUGGUGGCAGUUUCUAUUGGACUUUCUGUCAAAAAAGAGCUUGAACUUGGCGUAAUUUACAGCUGUGUUGAAGAGAAGUUAUAUACUGGCAGAAAAGGCCAUGGAGCAUUUUGUAAUGGGCAGAAACUUCAGGCAUCUACUCAGACAGACUUGUCAAAGGCUCUGAUAUUAACAGAACUUGGUUCGAUUCGUGACCCAAUGGCAGUAAAGCUGCUGUUUAAUAAUAUGGAGAGGUUACUAAAAGUGCCAGCACAUGGGAUCAGGAUUGUGGGAAGCGCCGCGCUGGAUCUUUGCCAUGUUGCAGCGGGUGAUGUUGAUGCCUUUUACCAGUUUGGCCUCCAUUGUUGGGACAUGGCAGCUGCUGCCGUCAUUGUGGGGGAGGCUGGAGGAAUCAUGAUCGAUACAGCAGGAGGACCACUGGACCUAAUGUCUCGGAGAGUGGUGGCAGCUGGCACUUUGGAGAUGGCGUCUCAGAUUGUUAAGGAACUGCAGCCUGUGGCCUAUGAACGGGACGAUAGCACUGAAGACACAAGUCACUCGCUGUGCAAAUAAUGACCAUUUCAGAACAUGCACUGGUGGAACUGUAGCAAAAUCACAGCGCUGAAACCUUACAAAUAACUUAACAGAGACAAGCAGCUAUGAUGUCCACACUGCACUGGUAUUUAUAACAAAAAUCAUAAUAGUAAACUGGUCCUGCUUUUCCUUGACCAUCAACAAUAUGUAUCUUCUAUGAACUACGUUGGUUGAACUUUCUAUUGUUGCUGUUGAAUGUUUUGGAGAGUCUGAUGGUGGGAUAAAUCUAACGGGUAGACUUAUGGUUUUAUAUUGAUUUUGAUGGAGUGAAGUGCUCGAUGGGAUGUAAAGCCAGAAUCGCGUCUGGUCCUGUCAGCUCCUUAAUGCACUGACUAUGUUCAAGCCUCUCCCAACCUUCGGUAUAAUUUAUUUAAAAUUUGGUACUCUGUUUCUGUCAGAUGGGAUUGUGCAACAAUCUGGAACAAUAACUGUGAUUGUAUAAAAUAUCAGCAAUUUCCAAAAUCUAACUAGUGGUCACGAUUCUGAUUGAUGUCCAGGUUAAUCUCCCGUCUGUUAUCUAACAUUUCAACAAAUUCAGGAAGUAUUCACCUACUAAUGAAGAAAAUAAAAGUCAUGGAUUACAUCUAUGCUUCCUCACUUAAAUGGUUCUUUGUUUAGAUGCAAUCCCAUCUAUGUUUUAUACUACGUGAAAACGAUUUGAAUCAGAUUUUAAAUGGGUCAGUCAGAGAGCAGAGUGGAUGAUGAUGAAUACCACACCCAUUAUCAGUUCAUUCUUUCAUGAGAUGUGGGUGUUGAUGGCAAGGCAGCAGUUGUUGUCCAAUCCUAACUGUUCUCGAUUUGGAGAUGUCGGUGUUGGACUGGGGUUUAAAAAAAUCACACAACACCAGGUUAUAGUCCAACAGGUUU